Messenger RNA from Melanaphis sacchari, 783 nucleotides. RefSeq lists its product as uncharacterized. Bases 244 to 693 code for a protein of 149 amino acids. The record is from RefSeq and is a predicted model, not a curated record. NCBI's taxonomy places the organism in Eukaryota, Metazoa, Arthropoda, Insecta, Hemiptera, Aphididae. The transcript has 4 exons.
UUUUCGUUAAUAAGUAGCAAACUAGCAAAGAACAAUUGCUUAAUGAAUAAUGCCAAUACGUAACGAAUUUAUCUGUUUACAAGUUACUGAAAGCUUAAUCAGUGUUUAAUAAUUAAUAUAAUAUUACACGUACCAAUAAAUUAUAAUUAAUUGAAGUUAACGAUUGAAACCGACAAAACUUAGACGUACAAUCUUUAACCCAAUUCACUGUUUUCAGGUCACUAGUGCAGGUACACAGCGAUCAUGUGUAUGAUACGAGACAACGAUGACAAUUGUGACAAGUUUGUGUAUCCAAUACACAUACUGGACACUAUCGACCUAACAAUGGACGAGUUGGGAGAUGAUGAUGACUUCAUAGAAAUCACGCCGCGUGGUGACCUGUGGAACUAUCCGUACAACUUAUUACCAUCUAAUGAUGAAGGAGAAUCGGCAAGUGUUUUCCUUGGUCAUUUAGGUGAAAAUAUGGAGGAUAUUCAUAAUGCUGGUUCAAGUACCACUGAUGACUCGUCAAAUGAAAUAAAUCAAAAUGCUAAUACACCAAAUGCUUCAGCAAAUAUUAAUAUUUUGGAAACCAACGAUUCUGAUCAUUCUACUGAAGAAAGAGAAUUUGAAUUGAAUAUACCACAAAUAUUGUUAUCGAUGUCUAGAAUAUCAAAUAAUUUGUAUCAUCUUACUUCAGCAUCUCAUGAUUAAUUAGUCUUUUACAAAUGUAUUCUUUAAUAUUAUUUAAUUUAUUAAGUAUAUUGUACAUUUAAUAAAAAAUAUACUUUAGUUCAAUACAAU